CCACAGUAAUUCAUGUUUCUGUAAAUCAGUUUUACCGCGCCGCGCCUCUGUCGAAGCAAAGUAUGAUAUGCUGAGAUAGUCGAGGAAAACCUAAAGUUGAUUAAUUUAAUUAUUGCGUUUCGCUGUGGAUUUCGUUUCUUUUUUUAACUUUGAUAUCUCGCACACAGUCUUUCUUUGUUUAUUUGAUUUGCUUGUUGUUUACUCUUGAGACAAUUAUGUCUUUUUCAAAGCUUGAUUUUCUGCCCCAAAUUCCACUUUCAUGAGCCUCCUAUUUUUUAACCAAAUCUUGUGUUGCAAUCUGCCACGAUAUUGCUACCUAACAAGCAUUGAUUUUCUAAUCUCUUUCUUCCAGAUUUGAGGAGCAUAUCGAUUCUCUUGAAGUGAGGGAUCCGGGCCUGGAAACUUUGGCAGAAUGAGUGAAUUAAUCGGUCCUCGGUUGUACAGCUGUUACAAAUGCCGGAAUCAUGUUUCCCUUCACGAUGACAUAAUCUCUAAGGCAUUUCAGGGAAGACAUGGCAGGGCCUUUUUAUUCUCUCAUGCGAUGAACAUUGUUAUCGGGGCCAAAGAAGACAGGCAUCUCAUGACGGGCCUCCAUACAGUCGCUGACAUCGCCUGUGAAGACUGCAACGAGGUGUUGGGCUGGAAAUAUGUCCGGGCUUAUGAGGCAUCACAGAAAUACAAGGAAGGUAAAUUCAUAUUAGAGAAGGCGAAAAUUGUGAAGGAGAACUGGUAGCUCUUUGUGGUUAGCCAUUUGUGGAUGCGAAUGAUCCAUGCCGUAGAUGGAGUUCAUUUGUUGGAGUCACUCUCUUGUACAGUCGUCGUGGAAGUUAUAGGAACAGCUUGGAUUAUAAGCCUCGGUUCUUCCAAAGUCUUCCGGUAACCUGAAGUUCUAUCGAUUCAAGCAGUUUGUUAGUUGAACUUAAAACAUAUAUAUAUGUGGCUGCCUCUUUGUUGUGAGAUUGUGGAAUUCACAAUCUUUCAGUCGAUUUGAAUUUGUUUGUGAAUUUAUUUCUUUAAUUGGAAUCAAAUUUUUAAGUUUCAAAUGUUA
Andrographis paniculata is the source of this 1048-nucleotide messenger RNA. Its product is annotated as protein yippee-like At4g27745. Lineage: Eukaryota; Viridiplantae; Streptophyta; Magnoliopsida; Lamiales; Acanthaceae. The transcript is spliced from 3 exons. The coding region runs from base 413 to 733 and encodes 106 amino acids. The record is from RefSeq and is a predicted model, not a curated record.